Cercospora beticola is the source of this 1018-nucleotide messenger RNA. Its product is annotated as SDR family NAD(P)-dependent oxidoreductase. Gene Ontology annotation, molecular function: oxidoreductase activity. The record is from RefSeq and is a predicted model, not a curated record. NCBI's taxonomy places the organism in Eukaryota, Fungi, Ascomycota, Dothideomycetes, Mycosphaerellales, Mycosphaerellaceae.
AGAAGGUAUAGCCAGGUCGCUGCCAGGUACAAGUAUUUCACUGCAUCGAUUCACGUAUCGUUCAUACCUUGACACAUUUCUCUUUCACCGACCAUCAUCAUGUCUGCUCAAAAAGUCGCAUUGAUCACAGCAGGGACAGCUGGUCUAGGAGCACAGAUUGCUCGCGUGCUAGCACCAGACUUUCGUGUCGCUAUCAACUACGCCAACAAUCAAUCCCGAGCUCAGACUCUCAUCGAUGAGUUGCAGAAAAUCCCAAGCACAGCAGGCAGCUCGUCAUCAUCACAAGAAUCUCCUCGCUUCGAGGCCCUUCAAGCAGAUGUUGGCGACCGAUCAGCGAUACAAAACUUGGUGCAACAAACCGUAGCCAAGUUCGGACGUCUUGAUCUCGUAGUUUCCAACGCAGGCUGGACUCGGAUCACGAAUUUCGCGAAUCUGGAAGAAGGAAUGAUCGACGAAGACUGGGAUCGUUGCUUUCUCUACAAUGUCAAGUCGCAUUUGUGGUUGAUGCAUGCUGCCAAGGAGCAUCUGGACAAGACCGAGGGAGCAUUCGUGACGACGGCGAGUAUUGCGGGCGUGAAACCUAGUGGCAGUUCCUUGCCGUAUGCUGUCACGAAAGCUGCUUCGAUUCAUCUUUCAAAGUCGCUGGCUGUUAUCUGUUCGCCGAAGAUUCGGGUCAAUAGUGUUAGUCCGGGAUUGCUGUUGACUGAAUGGGGCAUGAAGUUUCCUGAGGCGAAGCGAGAGGCGUCGAGGAAUAAUACGAAGCUGAAGCGAUUGGCGACUGUUGAGGAUGUAGCUCAGCAAGUACGCGCUCUUGCGUUGAAUCAAAGCAUGACGGGACAGAAUAUCAUUUUGGACGGAGGUUUGACGCUAUAGACUUUCGACGGGCACGACAGUUCGUCAAUUUAAGCCUUGCAUCUCGCGCACACUCCAACCAACACAUGUGUAAUUUGGGCCUUCAUCCUUGCACCUUCCUGUUUGAGCCAUUUUGACGAUGGCUGCAACUCCCUCUGCUCACGAA